Molecule: messenger RNA, 419 nt
Organism: Ectocarpus siliculosus
Lineage: Eukaryota; Phaeophyceae; Ectocarpales; Ectocarpaceae
Source: the annotation of a GenBank genome assembly
UAUUUUGUUGGUAGCGCGACACACCCAUGUACAAGAUGAGUCGUGCUAAAGCCAACGCGUUGUCUGCCUCAGACCGCAGAUUGAGAGUACGUCGUUGUUGGCACUAUGCUUGUUGACUUGGUUAUUUUCCGUGAUGCACCCCUCCGUACUCGCCGCCCAGGCCGCAAAGGGAGAGGCCUGCACCGAGAACACGGAGAGGCAUCGCCAAAGGUGCGUGCACACCUUGAUCGUCGCUCUAUUUUCCGGCGUUGGGCAGCAUUCGACGGCAUCGCCCGGUACCGGAGAGGGUGCAGCAGCAGGAGAACCUUCGGGCGACUCUCUUCUGCCACGUACUCCACGGGCGCUUCUCGAAGAUGACGAAGCUUUGUACUGCAGAAGACUGCAAGACACCUUGGUCUACAUGUCGCGACACCAGACAC